AAAUCCAAAUUGUACUGGGAGUUCGCCGAGUGCGUGUGUGUAUGUCAAGUCUUCUAGUGCAAGUGUUUCGUUGAUUGAACUUGUAGUUUAAUAAUUUUGGUUUAGCGACAUUUAUUAUCGGUAAAACCUGAGUGGACUAGAUAUUUUAUUCCAUCGUAUACUUGGCUUUGUAGAUUUGACAGGAGAGAAAGAUCAAGGUUAACAACGAAUAUUUUAAAUCAUUAGAUGAUGGACAAUAUGUGGCUGGAGGGUGCGAUCCAAGCGAUCAAGGCCCUGGCCUUUGUCUGUGAUAUUGUCACCUAUCCGCUGUAUCUACUGCUGCAGCGGCCCUGGGAGAAGAAGCGUCUCUCCAGACGGCCCAAGGCCAAGGCAGUGACAAGAGAUGACAAAUCAAUCACCUACCGUAGUCUGGAGAGUAUCGGAGAGAUCCACAGCCAGGUGCUGAGGGCUAAGGUUGACACCAUGGAGAAGAUGUUGCUCUAUGUUGUCAAGACCUUCCGUGACAAGAAGUGUCUGGGUACACGACAGAUUCUGGCAGAGGAGGACGAGGUCCAACCCAACGGCAGAAUAUUCAAGAAGUACGUCAUGGGGGAGUACCAGUGGCAGACGUAUGAGGAAGUUAACCAGUUGGCCACCCACUUUGGACGAGGUUUGAGGGAGUUGGGUCAUAUGCCACGUAAAAACAUCGCCAUAUUCGCCGAGACCCGAGCUGAAUGGAUGAUUGCCGCUCAUGGUUGCUUCAAGCAGAAUUUCCCAUUGGUAACGCUGUAUGCGACGCUGGGAGAGGAUGCGAUCGCACAUGGUAUCAACGAAACAGAGGUGACGAUUGUGGUGACCACUCACGACCUGCUGCCCAAGAUCAAGAAUAUCCUGCACCGCACGCCCCGCGUGGCUACCGUUAUCUACAUGGAAGACCAGCUGCACUCCACAGACACUAAGGGGUUCAAGGAUGGUGUCGACAUCAUUCCCUUCCAGCAGGUGGUCUCUAACGGCCAAGCCUCCUCUAUGGAGGGUGUUCCCCCGACCAAAGACGACAUUGCCAUCAUCAUGUACACCAGUGGGUCCACCGGAGUACCCAAGGGAGUCCAGAUCACCCACAGCAACAUGAUGGCCACCAUGGGAGCAUUCUCAGACGCUGUUACCAUUUACGACGAUGAUGUAUUCCUUGGCUUCCUUCCUCUGGCCCAUGUCUUUGAAUUGCUGACGGAAUCAGUUUGCUUGUUGUGUGGAGUCUCCAUCGGCUAUUCCACACCUCUCACCAUGAUUGACACCUCCAGCAAGAUCAAGAAAGGCACGAGGGGAGACGCCAGUGUGCUUCACCCCACAUGUAUGACGGCUGUACCGCUAAUUCUGGACAGGAUAUACAAGGGAGUAAAUGAGAAAUUGUCGAAGGCUGGCCCACUCAAGAGGGUACUGUUUGACUUCGCUUUCGAAUACAAAAGGACCUGGAUGAAGAGAGGCUUCAGCACACCACUUAUUGAUAGGAUGGUGUUUGCCCAAACCCGCAAGCUGCUAGGUGGUCGUGUCCGCUUGAUACUGUGUGGCGGGGCCCCGCUUUCACCCGACACUCACGAGCUCAUCAAGGUCUGUCUGUGUGAGGGUGUCAUCCAAGGAUACGGCCUUACGGAGACCACUUCCUGUGCUACCAUCAUGAGCAUAAACGACAGAUCAAGGGGCAGAGCAGGAGGCCCUGCAACAGUGUGUGAGGUCCGACUGGUCGAUUGGGAGGAAGGCAACUACAGAGUCUCCGACAAACCCUUCCCUCGUGGAGAGAUUGUUAUUGGAGGUGCAAACAUCUCCCCUGGCUACUACAAGAAUCCUGAGAAAACCAAGGAAGACUUCUUCGAGGAGGAGGGCAGGAGAUGGUUCAGGACUGGAGACAUUGGGGAGAUCCAUGAAGAUGGUGUCUUGAAGAUCAUAGACCGCAAGAAGGACCUUGUGAAGCUGCAGGCCGGAGAGUAUGUCAGUCUGGGUAAAGUGGAGGCUGAGCUCAAGACCUGCCCUCUGGUGGAGAACAUCUGCGUCUACGGUGACGCAAGCAAGGACCACACUGUGGCUCUGCUGGUGCCCAAUCCGAGUCAGCUGUCGACAUUGGCACAAUCGCUCGGUCUCGGCGCAGACCUCACCUUCGAACAGCUCUGUGUCAACCGCAAGGUGGAACAGGCAGUCAUUGGUCAGCUCGCUGCACAUGGCAAGAAAUGCAAACUAGAGAGGUUUGAGAUCCCAACUGCGGUGAAACUCUGCACUGAGGUUUGGUCUCCGGACAUGGGACUAGUUACCGCUGCGUUCAAAUUGAAGAGGAAAGACAUUCAGGAGAGAUACCAACACGAGAUCAACCGCAUGUAUGCUUCAUGAUCACUUGCGUUCCAUUCAGACGUUUUCACCUCAACUGUAACAUAAGUGUAAAAUUGUCUCUCUUUCUGUAUAAAUAGCACUACUGAUUUACACUUUUUUUUAAACACUAAGGGGUUAUUUUAUUUGAAUUGUUUUUCCUUUUUUUUGUACUGAUAUUAGUAAUUAGGAUUUGUAAAUAGCUUAAGAAUGUAUUGUAGUUUCCCGCACAGACGUUCUUGCCUGCGCUCGGGAUGAGCGUCUGUGGAGCAUAUGAGAUGUAUAUAUUGUCUACUUAAUUUAUAAAUAUAAUUAGGUAUAUCGGUUCUAUUUCUUAGCUUUAGCUCAAUGAAACAUCACUUGUAUGUCCUCGUUAAGUGUUUUAUAAUUAUUUUAGUUACACUUUUAUUUCCACGGAAAUGUCUUCGUUUCCAGAGACCAUGUGAAUUUUUCUUGUGGAAAAGUCUUGAUGAUUUUGUGUUUGUGUCCGUAAAAUGUGGUUUAUUUUUAAACCGUUUCACGCUCCAAUGCUGUUUAUUUUCUUGAUUCGGAGAACAUAAAUUCUCAGUUUGUCCUAGCAUAAUAUGUAUGUAGUACUAGUUGUGAUGUUAAAUCCAAUGGAUUGAUGUUAAAGGCUAUUUAUUGUUAUUCAUUCAGCAUGAUGCCAGGUAUUGUAUACUUAAAAAAGUAAUGUAUAACGUCAGUUUCUGGUGUUAAUUAAAGAAAGUUAGUACUAGUUUCGUUAAAUUCGUUAUUGUUUUAUACUUGUAACAAUUACAUAAUUCCUAGUUCACUACUUCAGGUUACAUUUUAAUUUAUUCCAUCAUAAUAAUUAUUGCCACUAAGAGCGUGUUAUUUCUAAAUUUGUUUUGUAUAUUGUUGAUCUUUUUAUUUAUUUCCUUCUACUUGGUACCUUAUUAUCGAGUCUUGUUAGUAUAUCAGUAAUGGUUGUGAUUUAGAAUUAUCUUUUAAUUGAUUGUUAAUUUACAGAUACUCAUCUUCUUAAAAGAACAGGUAGGCAAGUGCAGUUUUGAAUGCCAAGCAUUGCAAUUUGUAUGUACUAUAUAAUAUUGAUGUAUUUUGUACACAUUUACGAACAAUAUAGAUUCCGUUUUGUUGGACCUCGGAGAUCAUUAUACUGUGCUUAGUUUUUACAAAGAAUAUUAUAAAGGAGCCUAUUGUAUGUAAUACAAAGCUGUAUUUAGAUACUUAAAUGUGUCAAUUGGAUUCGUUGAUUAGUUGCAAUGUAUGAAAACUUGAAACUAUGUUGAAAUCAAAAUUAAAAUAAAAAUAUUCCUGUGUUAAA
Homalodisca vitripennis (glassy-winged sharpshooter) is the source of this 3637-nucleotide messenger RNA. It is a transcript of the gene Acsl, whose product is annotated as fatty acid CoA ligase Acsl3. Gene Ontology annotation, molecular function: palmitoyl-CoA ligase activity. The transcript has 12 exons. Gene Ontology annotation, biological process: neuron differentiation; long-chain fatty-acyl-CoA metabolic process; long-chain fatty acid metabolic process. Bases 226 to 2355 code for a protein of 709 amino acids. Gene Ontology annotation, cellular component: plasma membrane; endoplasmic reticulum; lipid droplet. The record is from RefSeq and is a predicted model, not a curated record. NCBI's taxonomy places the organism in Eukaryota, Metazoa, Arthropoda, Insecta, Hemiptera, Cicadellidae.